AUGGGCUCAAACACAAGCCGUGUGGAGCUAGCCGGAAGACGAAUUCCUUCUCCAUUCUCUUCUCCGUUGAGCUCUCUUCUUUCUUUCAAGCUUUUAAUUCUUCUCGGAGCUCGGAUUCUUCGUACCGAGAACUUGAACCAAGUUCAGUUAAUUAGGAUUAGGAUAUAUCCUCUGAUACUUGCACAAGAACUGCUUGGAAUAAGCAAAGGACAAGUUUGUGUGCUGUGUGCUGUGUGCUGUGUGCUGUGUGCUGUGUGCUGUGUGCUGUGUGCUGUGUGCUGUGUGCUGUGUGCUGUGUGCUGUGUGCUGUGUGCUGUGUGCUGUGUGCUGUGUGCUGUGUGCUGUGUGCUGUGUGCUGUGUGCUGUGUGCUGUGUGCUGUGUGCUGUGUGCUGUGUGCUGUGUGCUGUGUGCUGUGUGCUGUGUGCUGUGUGCUGUGUGCUGUGUGCUGUGUGCUGUGUGCUGUGUGCGCUGUGCGCUGUGCGCUGUGCGCUGUGCGCUGUGCGCUGUGCGCUGUGCGCUGUGCGCUGUGCGCUGUGCGCUGUGCGCUGUGCGCUGUGCGCUGUGCGCUGUGCGCUGUGCGCUGUGCGCUGUGCGCUGUGCGCUGUGCGCUGUGCGCUGUGCGCUGUGCGCUGUGCGCUGUGCGCUGUGCGCUGUGCGCUGUGCGCUGUGCGCUGUGCGCUGUGCGCUGUGCGCUGUGCGCUGUGCGCUGUGCGCUGUGCGCUGUGCGCUGUGCGCUGUGCGCUGUGCGCUGUGCGCUGUGCGCUGUGCGCUGUGCGCUGUGCGCUGUGCGCUGUGCGCUGUGCGCUGUGCGCUGUGCGCUGUGCGCUGUGCGCUGUGCGCUGUGCGCUGUGCGCUGUGCGCUGUGCGCUGUGCGCUGUGCGCUGUGCGCUGUGCGCUGUGCGCUGUGCGCUGUGCGCUGUGCGCUGUGCGCUGUGCGCUGUGCGCUGUGCGCUGUGCGCUGUGCGCUGUGCGCUGUGCGCUGGGAGGUAGGGGGCUUGGCUUGGCUAGUUGGCUUAAGGAUGAUAUUGGAUGUUGGUUGUGAUGUGGACAGGAAGGAGGCGGUGGCUGGUGUUGUUGGUUGUGGUGGAGGUGGUUUUGCUGAUCAGUUGUCGUAG
Cajanus cajan (pigeon pea) is the source of this 1116-nucleotide messenger RNA. Lineage: Eukaryota; Viridiplantae; Streptophyta; Magnoliopsida; Fabales; Fabaceae. The record is from RefSeq and is a predicted model, not a curated record.